This is a messenger RNA of Condylura cristata (star-nosed mole), 3815 nucleotides long. RefSeq names its product HUS1 checkpoint homolog (S. pombe) (gene HUS1). The record is from RefSeq and is a predicted model, not a curated record. The transcript has 8 exons. Gene Ontology annotation, cellular component: nucleolus; checkpoint clamp complex; site of double-strand break. Gene Ontology annotation, biological process: mitotic intra-S DNA damage checkpoint signaling; mitotic DNA replication checkpoint signaling; meiotic DNA integrity checkpoint signaling. The coding region runs from base 7 to 849 and encodes 280 amino acids. NCBI's taxonomy places the organism in Eukaryota, Metazoa, Chordata, Mammalia, Eulipotyphla, Talpidae.
GCCGCCAUGAAGUUCCGGGCCAAGAUCGUGGACACCGCCUGUCUGAACCACUUCACUCGUGUCAGUAACAUGAUAGCCAAGCUUGCCAAAACCUGCACUCUGCGUAUCAGUCCUGAGAAACUCAACUUCAUGCUCUCGGACAAGGUGGCCAGUGGAGGAGUGAGUAUGUGGUGUGAGCUGGAACAGGAGAACUUCUUCAGCGAAUUUCAAAUGGAAGGUGUUUCAGAAGAAAAUAAUGAGAUUUAUUUAGAGCUGACAGCAGAAAACUUAUCUCGAGCCUUGAAAACUGCGCAGAAUGCCAGAUCCUUGAAAGUCAAGCUGACUAAUAAAUACUUUCCCUGUCUCACAGUCUCUAUAGAACUGUUAUCUAUGUCAAAUAGUAGUCGCAUUAUAACACACGACAUCCCUGUAAAGGUUAUUCCUAGAAAAUUGUGGAAGGACUUACAAGAACCUAUAAUCCCAGCAUCUGAGGUUAGUAUUUAUUUACCAAGCUUGAAAAUUAUGAAAAGUGUUGUGGAAAAAAUGAAAAACAUCAGCAAUCGCCUUAUUAUUGAAGCAAACCUAAAUGGAGAAUUGAACUUGAAAAUAGAAACUGAACUAGUGUGUGUUUCAACUCAUUUUAAAGAUCUUGGAAAUCCUCCACUGGCCUCUGAAAAUGCUUCUCAAGAUAGGAACCCAGAACAGAUGGCUGAAGUACACAUAGACAUUAGGAAGCUUAUGCAAUUUCUGGCUGGACAACAAGUAAAUCCUACAAAGGCCAUAUGCAAUAUUGUAAAUAAGAAGAUGGUCCACUUUGAUCUGCUCCAUGAAGAUGUGUCCCUGCAGUAUUUCAUCCCGGCCUUGUCAUAGUGCCACCUACCAGAAGUGGUACUUCAGGUGCCUUUGUGAUGACCAGAGAGAUUGUGAGGGCAGCAUGUUCUAGGUCAUAUUUCUGAGUUCUCACAGCAGCACAAACCCUAUACAUUUUACUUUCUCCUCUGUGAUAUUUUAACUAAAAAUUUAAUUAAUGAAACAGUUGGAGAAACCUACCACUUUCUGUUAUUUCUUUGACUGUUUUGUCUGUCUGUUUCGUUUUCUAAACAUGAUAAAAAAAAAAAAAACUAAUUUAUCCAGGCUUUAAUUAGCACUUUCCUAUAUUUAGAAUUGGUAUAGCAUUCAAAUUUGCAAAGAUGUUGUCCGUUGAGAAUGGCACUUCUCCCCCCCAUGCUGCUGUCUCCAACUCAGAAGUCCUCCCUGCAGGAGCAGACCUGGAGCACUCACGUUCCCUGGGUUCACCUCUCCUCCUGCCUCCUUGGCUGCUCAGAACAUCAUAGGGUGUCUUCUGCGCCUGCAGGGCACGGAGCUUUGUGUGACACAGGACACUGCUGCGAGCGCCAACAGGUGGCCUGGCUGUCAGAUUGCCGCUCCUCCAGCAUCUCCCUCAGCUGUGGCUCCCAGAUUACUCCUUAUCUUUAUACUGCGGUCCAUGUGGAUUUGUCACUCUGGAAGACAGUUUGGUGCUUGGAGGAGGAGCUUCAGUGUGUGCUUCAUGCAGAGCCCUGCUUCUGCCUAUGUCACAGCAGGUGCUGCUCCUUGGGGGUCUGCUUGCUCCCCCGAGGCGUUCUGCCCUGUCUCCUAUGAUUACAUCUCCCUCACCCUCCGGAGAGGCCCAGAAACAGCUCCAGAUUACACGGCGAAGUUGAGUGAGGCAGUUUGCUUAGGAUGAGAGAAAGAAAUGAGAAGUCAGCAUGAUUGAGAUGUUCUUUUAUGACUUUCUCCCAUUACUUGGUAAAGCCAGUGCAUUUGAGUCUGAAGGUGUUAACUGAUAAUUGAAAUAUUUGUUAAACCAACAAAACUAUAAUAUUUUGUUAAGCCAACUUUAAAACAAGGCAUCAUUUUCAAUUUGAAACCUCUCCCCCCAUUUAGCUUAUAGCAAAGCCAAUUCCAGUUGUGGUGUUAAAAAUCACGGUGCUCAUUGAUAUGAUACCUGAAGAUAGUUUUGCAAAACUUAAACUGCUAUUAAAGAAACUGUGUUAAUAUGAUUUAACAAUGUGGAAAAUGGGUUACUUUUGAAUAUUCAAAUGAUGAACGUUAAUGUAUAAUCGAUACAGUCUUUUGGUAUAAGUUAGGAGGAAAGCUAUGUUUUUCUUAUUGUUGCACACGUUAGUGUGCCUAUUGUGGCCUCCUUUGGUUGGUGUCUGGUGUUUCCGGCAGCCCUGUAAGACCCUGGGCAGAGAGUGUCGGAGUCAGACUCAGCAGCGCAGACAUCGUGAGGUGAGCAGUGCUGCUUUCUACUCGGCAGUGAGGGCGCCAACUGCCCUGGAGUUCUGACUUCUGGUUUUUCAUCACCCUUCCCCUCCCACUUCCUUGCUGACUGACCCGAGGAACCAGUCAUACUUAAAAUAAAAUAGGCAUUUUAUCAGUCAUUUUACAGAUCUGGAAAAAGUAUUUUAGUUUUAAGUCUGUAGUGAAGUAAGUUUCUGUAUGGCUUUAUGUGAUUUCCCACAUCUCUGAAUAGUAUUUAAUACCUGAUUUUAAUGAACUUACGAUGGCUUAGUAUUUUUUUCUCUGUAGCUGUGGGGAACAGUCCUUCACAGGGAGUCAGGAAGCCACAUCUGUUUCUUAACCUUGCUGCUCAGCUUCCCUAGGGAGGGAGAGGCCUCUCAGAGCCUCGAGGGGAUGGCUGUUCCCCCGUGCUUUUUGGAGGUCAGGAUUGUGGGGUGCAGUGCUGCUUUAUUCAACAACCUACCAGGACAACUUGUUAAGUCAGAAAAAGCAAUUAGUCUAUUUAGAGGAAUCGGUAUAAUUUGCAAAAUCAACCUGUUUCAAGACUAACAUAUUUCAAAGUGUUGAGGUCUUAAAAUAGCUUUCUGGAAUUUAAAGUCACAGUUUUUGCUGUCUGUGGUCAUGUGAGACUUGGCUGUAUGUGGACGACAGUCCUGGGUACUCACACCCAUGCCUAGUUUCUUUUGGGAACCAUUUCUGGAGUUUGGGGCCAUCCUUUGCUGGGUGCCUAGUCUCACAGAGUAGGACAAAUUUCCAGGUGCCUUGUCACCCUAGCUGAAGGGAGCUGCUUACCUACCACAGUGCCCAGGUCUGGCAAGGGCCCUCCUGCUGGGACAUGGACUUGAAUAUGGACCAAGUUAGGACAUGGACCUAAUUUUAACUCCAGGCUGGUACUGCAGUGGAGGUGUUUACUGGCAUUCUUGUGCUUAGGAUUGAUGCCAAGUACAAAGAGCAUUGAUUUAGAGAUGCAGGUCAGUCCUUUCAUGUGGAUUUAAUGUUUAAUGGGGCUAAAAGGAAAGUGAGCAUCUGUGUGUUUUUAUAGCUUCUCAGUGAAGUCAUUGAACCAGGAGGCAUAGGAAUAAUCUGUUACAAGAUGACUAGGUGUAUAUUUUCAUUCCCAGGCACUGUUGGUGGGAGUGUUUAGUUUGCUGUUAGAUAUGGGAAGUCCCAGAAAAGCUGUGACCCGAUGGAUACUUUUGCUUGUAGGAAUUUGCACAAAGAUGAUCAAAGAAGUCCUAGUACUUUGCACUGAAAAAAAAAAAAACCAUGAAGUAUCCUAAAACUUAAUAAUGGUAUCAUAAAAACCAGUGAAUUGGCUAAAUAAUCUAUAACCCGACCCAAUAUUUCAUGCUUUGUACACAAUGUUACAAAAAAAAAAUGUACCACUCUGGUCAAAUGUUUAUGAGUUAAACUUAAAAAGCAAAUUAGACCUGUGUGCCAUCUGAUCUCAGUUUGGAGAGUAGUAGUGUAUGUAUGACAGAAGAGAAUCCAGGAAAAUACCAACAUUUAUACCUGGUUAUUUUUGGAUGUUUUGUUUCAACCUUUGUAUA